UCUAAAUCGGAAUAUACGUUGAAAUAGCAGAAAACAGUAAUUGAAAUUCCGGGUUGGGUAAUUCUGCAAAGUAAACUCAUGCCUAUAAAGGAAUACGGGUUAAACUUUAGUUACCCCAUUGCGGACAACAACAAGUUUAACAUAACAACUUUGAGUACUACUAUAUAAAACAUUUUCAAUCAUAAUUAUUGUCGACAUGCAGUCGAAAUAUAUCGCCGGGGCACAUCAAUAUAUACAAACUAAUUCAAUAAGUGCCUCCUAUCAGCUAUGGCUCAUUUAAACAAGGAUUUCUUUCGCAUAGCAUGCGUUUAGCUUUACAAAUUAUUAUCGACAUGCUCUUCUAUUUAUUUUUCAUCAAUGCUGUUCGCUUAUUUGUGUAAAUUUUGAUUAUAACUUGGAUUUUAUUUGGUUGAAGAGGACUAUGGGUGAUGAAGGGAACGAAAGAGAAUCAAAGAAUCUGGUUGCAGAGAAAGAUGACAGAAAGGACAAUAAAGGAUUUUGUGAUGUUAUUUCACAGUUAUGCUGUUGUUGCUUCUGUUGCUCGGGCACAGAACAUAAGGAAGAUGAUACACCACCAGUUCUGUUGGACACACCUACACUGGAGAAGUUACAAACACUUGUUUCGAAUAAGCAAAUCCAUUGCGGUAUCAAUGGUGUGCCGAUGAGUUGGAUCAAAUUUGUCUGGAGAAAGUUGCAGAAAGGACCUUUGCAAGAAUACCGUCAAAAUGCAGUAGGAAGAGACGACAUCAUUUUUGUGUUCGGGACGUUAUGCACACGUAUUGAGGACGACACCCAGGCAGCUGUUGAGGAUGUAAAAAUUCAGCCAGAUGAGAAAAAUAAAGUGGUUGCGCUGAUGUUCCAUCUUGUCGGAGCAAACAGAACAAUAGAGAACGUCAAAGAUUGCUCCUAUAAGCAUGAUAAUAUAUUGGACACAUUUCACAUUCCCUUCAAAGACAUAUGAAGGCAGUGUUUAUGCAUAGUAAUACGAGACGAAUAUUUACAAUGCCUUUUGUUCUAUUAUAUCAAAAUAUAAAAGGCAAAAUUCAUACUACAGUAAAAUGGAUUAAAUUGCAACUGAUAUCUGCCAAUAACAGAUACUUGACUUAGCCAAACUACAGAUUAAUAAAUACUUAGGUUUAUUAUAUAUCCAUCGUAAAUCCACACUCAAUACAUGUCGCAAAAUA
This is a messenger RNA of Mya arenaria, 1184 nucleotides long. RefSeq lists its product as uncharacterized. The transcript is spliced from 5 exons. The coding region runs from base 422 to 961 and encodes 179 amino acids. The record is from RefSeq and is a predicted model, not a curated record. NCBI's taxonomy places the organism in Eukaryota, Metazoa, Mollusca, Bivalvia, Myida, Myidae.